Messenger RNA from Hipposideros armiger (great roundleaf bat), 2973 nucleotides. It is a transcript of the gene DORIP1, whose product is annotated as dopamine receptor interacting protein 1. The transcript is spliced from 5 exons. The coding region runs from base 265 to 1197 and encodes 310 amino acids. The record is from RefSeq and is a predicted model, not a curated record. Lineage: Eukaryota; Metazoa; Chordata; Mammalia; Chiroptera; Hipposideridae.
ACGCGUCCCGCGGUCCUGGCUCCGUGGGUCCGGUCGGAUCGGGCCUGGGCGCCGGAGCUGCUGUGGCUCCCGCCGCGGCGGGUGCGAUGGAGGCCGUGCCGGAGCCCAGCACUCACGCCGGGAGAGACCGAGACAGCCGGCGGUGCUAGUAGAUGAGGCGGCGACGGCGGCGGCGGCGGCGGCGGCGGCAGCACGGGCUCUCCAUGAGCAAGCGGCGGCGGCGACGGGUGCGGCGGCACCGAAGGUUUUCGGUCCCCGGGGAGGAUGAAGACACUGUUUGAAGAGAUCAAAGCAUCAAUUAAAAAUAACUAUAACCAAGAUCGCUCAUUUUGGAGGCCUGUUCUUCCUUGGGGAGGUGUUUUUACUAUCAAAGCUGGCCGCAAAGCAGUAUCCUGUACACCACUCUAUGUUGAAAUAAGACUGAAAAAUACCUGCACCAUAGAUGGAUUCUUGAUGUUACUAUAUGUCAUUCUGAAUGAAAAUGAAAAUUUUCCCAGGGAACUCUCUCUUCAUUUAGGCAGAGAGUUUAUAGACUGCUUUCUUUAUUUAAUGGACACCUACAGUUUUACAACUGUGAAGCUGCUUUGGAUUUGGGACAAGAUGGAAAAACAGCAAUACAAGUCUGAAGUUCAUAAAGCUUCAUUAAUAAUUGAUUUGUUUGGGAAUGAGCAUGAUAAUUUUACAAAAAAUCUUGAAAAUCUCAUGUCUACCGUACAAGAGAGUUACUGUUCCAACUGGCGAUGCCCAACUCGAGUGCAGGAAGAUCAGCAGCGCACAAUUAAUAUCAAUCCUCCCCAAGAAAUUCCACAUGGCAACUUAAUACGACUGGCUGUGGAUGAGUUAUUCUGUUCCAGGAUUGAACUGUGUGAAGAGCAUGGGUGUGGUGGCUUAAGAGAAUUUUCCCAACGAAUUUUCUGCCACGGCGCACCCCCUUUUGUUGUCUUAAAUAUGCAGCAUUGGAAAUCUGAAGAUCUAGCAUAUGUACCCUAUAACUUGGAUUUAUCUGAUCACAAGUAUUUGUUGGAAGGUGCCACAUUAUUUAACAAAGAGGAACAUCAUUAUUCUGCAGCUUUCCAGAUUGAUGGACAUUGGAUGCACUAUGAUGGCCUCAGAAAUGUGAAUUUAAUUUUGUUAAAUAAACCCCCAGAGUUUCUCCUCUUGUCAUCAUUGGUCUAUAUUCGAGCAACAGAGAAAUAAAUAUAGACUGAUGCUAAAUGAAAUUGUUUUCCCUCCUGCCCAUGCUCCGCAAGAUAAGGAGCUGAAUGUGUACUUGGUAUCCAAGGAAAUAGUUCAACUAUACUAGUUUCAGAGAUGUAUUUUCCAGUGUGUAGCCCCAGAUAAAUGUUUUAUAUAGAGAAUCUAUGCAAAAACAUUUGCAUUUCUUUUUUCUAUAUCCUGGGUUAUUUUUAUACAAGCAUAUUUUAUGUUGAAAUAAAAUAUAUCUUAUAGCCCUUUUAUUUUUUAUUUAUAUGUACCUCAAAGAUUUUUUACAAUUCUGCCCUUGAAUCCAAGAAAAUACAUUGUCAGUUGAAUUCUUAAAAAAAAAAUUUUUUUUUUUUUUUUGGAUAUCCAAAUAAAAUCUGGGUACAAGUCAGUGUUUCAGUUUAUAUAAAUUUAACAGUUCAAAAUGUAUCUGACUGUAUUUCUUUGCCCUACCUCGCUAUAAUCCAAAGUGCACUGUUGGAUCUAGUAUGCAUUUGAAUGUACAAGUUUAUAAAUAGCUUAGUCUAUUUUACCUGUUGUUUUGCCUAAUUUCCCUGAAGCAAUUUUAAAAAUAUUUUGGUGAGAAUGUUUUUCUGGGCUUGAAUUAUUUCUUUAUAAUGGCAAAUUCCUUUAAUCACUUGCAGAAUUAUUGACUACCAGAAGAUUUUAAGUUUUAACUAAAUUCCUAAGCUUAUUUAAAGUUAUUAUUACAAAUAAAUUAUGUAACUAAUCUAAACAUUUAUCUCAUAAUUAAAUGGAAAUUUUUCAAUAAAAAUUUAUUUUGCAGAUAAGACAACUAUAAAAAAGUUAGGCAACUGGAUGUUUACUAAUGUUGGAUUAACAAUAGAAAUAUACUUUAAACAUACACUUAGAGAAAAUGGGUGCCUGAGAAUAUUUCUUUUCCUAGUAAGUCAUAUUGGCACAGAAAAACAAAAACUUAAAUUUUUGGAGUAACACCUCCUGGUUCCCUUGUAAGUAGUAAAUUGAUAGCUUGAGGUUUUGAUUUGCAAUAGAAAUCACCAGAAUUUUAUAGUUAUCAGAAUAUUGUUUCUUUUCAAAGAUCCUAAGAUCUCUCUUCUUUUUGUAAUUUAAAGGAAUAAAUUAAGUACUAUUCUCAAGGGAAACUAUUUUUUGUAUCACCAUAUUUUUUAGUGUUUACAUUUCAAUAAAUAAUCCACCUUAGGUUUUGGGUUGAAAUUGAGCGCAAUAUAUUUGGAGAUUUCUACAUGAUAUCACAGUUCACUGCCAUAUGCCAAAUUUCUAAGGUUUAAUUCAGUAAAUUAAGUCUUACGUUGAUAUGGUGCCAUGUUGAGAUGACUUACUGAAGGAUGGAUAAAUGUAAGUGAAACGUUGCUGAGAACGCCUCACUUUGAGCAAAUACUAUGAAAAUUCCUUUUUUAUAUAAGAUUUUAAAAAUAGUGAUUUAUUUUACAAGAAAAAACAUAUCCCCAGGAUUUGUUUAAAUAGUUCCCCCCAUGUAUUUACACAGAAUUUGAUUUACAGUAAACUUUUUCUGGGGACACUUUAUUGCAUGAAUCAAAGUAUACAAAAACAAAUAGUAGCAUACACAUAAAUGGUAUCAUUAACAAAAUUAUUCCUAAUGCAGAUUUAUUUUUUUUUAGAAAUUGCACUUUAUUUGGAAUACUAGUUUAUCACAAAACAAUGACUUACCUACCUCACAGGGUUGUUGUGAGGAUUUAGAUGUUUGUUAAAAUCUUGACUACCUUGAACAUGCUAAUAAAAAAACAUUUUUUCUACCUCUUUUAUGUA